Molecule: messenger RNA, 948 nt
Organism: Alligator mississippiensis (American alligator)
Lineage: Eukaryota; Metazoa; Chordata; Crocodylia; Alligatoridae
Product: olfactory receptor 6F1-like
Exons: 1
Coding region: 1-948 (315 amino acids)
Biological process (GO): G protein-coupled receptor signaling pathway
Cellular component (GO): membrane
Molecular function (GO): olfactory receptor activity; G protein-coupled receptor activity
Source: RefSeq, a predicted model, not a curated record
AUGGGUCAAGAAAACAAGACUGUGGUGACUGAAUUCAUCUUACUAGGUUUCUCCACUCAUUCAGAAGUGCAGCUUUUGCUCUUCCUGAUCUUCAUGGUCAUUUACAUCUUCUCUCUAGCUGGAAACUGUCUCAUCAUUGGAUUGACUCUGUCUGAUCCACAACUCCAUACUCCUAUGUACUUUUUCCUCAGCAACUUGUCAUGCCUGGAGGUGUUCUAUACCUCAGUCACUGUUCCAAAGAUGCUCUCCAGUUUCCUGUCCAGGAGACCAAGCAUUACUGUGGGUGGCUGCAUUGCUCAGUAUUACUUCUUUUUUUCUCUGGGGGCCACUGAGUGUUUCCUUUUGGCAGCCAUGGCCUACGACCGGUAUUUGGCCAUAUGCAAUCCACUGCAGUACAGCAGCCUCAUGAACAGCAGGCUUUGCCUUAACUUGCCUGUUGCCUGCUGGGUCUGUGGCUUCCUCUCUCCCUUGCUGCCCACAGUCAUGAUUUCUAAGCUGCCUUUCUGUGGCCCUGACCACAUAGAUCAUUUCUUCUGUGAUGCAGAGCCACUGUUCAGACUCUCAUGCACAGACACUUACAUUCAACAGGUAGCUGGAUACACACUCACAUCUGUUGUGAUCCUGGGAUCCUUCACCUUCACUGUAGCCUCUUACAUUCACAUUGUGGUUGCCCUUAUCAAGAUGUCUUCAGACAAACAAUGGAGAAAGCCAUUCUCCACCUGUGCCUCCCACCUCAUGGUAGUUUCCAUUUACUAUGGCACCAUUAUCUUUAUGUAUGUUCGGCCAGGGGUGAACCAAUCAUUCAACCUAGGGAAAGUAGUGUCAGUGUUUUACACAGUGGUCACACCCCUGAUAAACCCCAUGGUCUAUAGUCUUAGGAACAGAGAGAUGAAAAAGGCCCUGAGAAAAGCCUUCUCACAGAAGACUCUCUGCAUGAACUUCUUGUGA